Tarenaya hassleriana is the source of this 2505-nucleotide messenger RNA. Its product is annotated as DNA repair helicase XPD. Gene Ontology annotation, molecular function: damaged DNA binding; DNA helicase activity; hydrolase activity, acting on acid anhydrides, in phosphorus-containing anhydrides. Gene Ontology annotation, cellular component: nucleus. Gene Ontology annotation, biological process: transcription by RNA polymerase II; positive regulation of mitotic recombination; nucleotide-excision repair. NCBI's taxonomy places the organism in Eukaryota, Viridiplantae, Streptophyta, Magnoliopsida, Brassicales, Cleomaceae. The coding region runs from base 188 to 2467 and encodes 759 amino acids. The record is from RefSeq and is a predicted model, not a curated record. The transcript has 13 exons.
CUAAUUUCAUUCUCUGUUUCCUUCUCGAUCCAUCCUCCUUCCUUUCCACCGUGUCGCCGUCACUCCGAACUCCCGUCGAUUUUUCUCUCACCAUCACUCGUCGCCGGCGGAGCUGCCUUCAUUGCCGGAAUCUCGCCGGACGCUAGAUCUUUCUCCGAGGAGGAGGAGCGGGAAGAAGGAGGAGAAGAUGAUCUUCAAGAUCGAGGACGUAACGGUGUAUUUCCCGUAUGAUAACAUAUACCCAGAACAAUACGAGUACAUGGUGGAGCUCAAGCGUGCCCUUGACGCCAAGGGCCAUUGCCUUCUCGAAAUGCCCACAGGAACCGGCAAAACCAUUGCCCUUCUCUCACUCAUCACUAGCUAUCGUCUCUCUCGUCCCGAUUCUCCUAUCAAGCUCGUCUACUGCACUCGUACAGUUCACGAGAUGGAGAAAACCCUAGCUGAGCUUAAGCUUCUUCAUGACUACCAGCUUCGUCAUCUGGGUCUCCAGGCCAAGAUCCUUGCGAUUGGGCUUUCCUCUCGGAAGAAUCUGUGUGUCAAUCCUAGGGUUUUGGCGGCGGAAAAUCGAGAUUCGGUUGACGCGUCGUGUCGGAAGCGGACAGCGAGUUGGGUUAGGGCUCUGGCGGCAGAAAACCCAAAUGUGGAGCUCUGUGAGUACUUUGAGAACUACGAGAAAGCGGCUGAGAAUGCUCUGUUGCCUCCCGGUGUUUAUACUUUAGAGGAUUUAAGGUCGUUUGGUAAGGAGAAAGGGUGGUGCCCUUACUUCUUCGCGAGGCAUAUGGUGCAGUUUGCCAAUGUUAUUGUGUAUAGCUACCAGUACUUGCUUGAUCCCAAGGUUGCUGGAAUCAUAUCAAAGGAGUUGCAGAAAGAGUCUGUUGUGGUGUUUGAUGAGGCGCAUAAUAUCGAUAAUGUGUGUAUUGAAGCGCUCAGUGUCAGUGUGAGGAGGGUUACCCUUGAAGGAGCUACUCGGAACCUUAAUAAAAUGAGGCAAGAAAUUGAUAGGUUCAAGGCAACAGAUGCUGGAAGAUUGCGUGCUGAAUACAAUCGGCUUGUUGAGGGUUUAGCACUGAGAGGAGACUUAGCUCAAACGGAUCAAUGGCUUGCAAAUCCUGCUCUGCCAGAUGAUAUUCUAAAGGAAGCUGUUCCUGGAAAUAUUCGACGGGCUGAGCAUUUUGUGCAUGUUUUACGCCGAUUAGUUCAGUACUUGAGAGGACGGCUGGAAACCGAAAAUGUAGAGAAAGAAAGCCCAGUUAGUUUUGUUAACUCGCUGAAUACUCAAGCAGGGAUUGAUCAGAAAGCGCUGAAGUUCUGUUAUGACCGGCUCCAUUCUCUGAUGUUGACCCUUGAAAUUACAGAUACAGAUGAAUUUUUACCUAUCCAGGCAGUGUGUGACUUUGCAACUCUCGUGGGGACAUAUGCACGUGGUUUUUCGAUCAUAAUUGAGCCCUUUGACGAGAGAAUGCCUCAUAUUCCUGAUCCCAUAUUGCAACUGAGCUGCCACGAUGCAUCUCUGGCAGUAAAGCCAGUAUUUGACCGUUUCCAAUCAGUAGUGAUUACUUCUGGCACUCUGAGCCCAAUUGAUCUCUAUCCCCGCCUUCUUAAUUUCCAUCCUGUUGUUAGUCGAAGCUUCAAAAUGUCAAUGACAAGAGAUUGCAUAUGCCCCAUGGUUCUUACUCGAGGAAGUGAUCAGCUUCCCGUUAGCACCAAGUUUGAUAUGAGAAGUGAUCCUGGUGUCGUAAGGAAUUACGGAAAGCUUUUGGUAGAGAUGGUUUCUAUUGUUCCUGAUGGAGUUGUGUGCUUCUUUGUCAGUUAUUCAUACAUGGAUGGCAUUAUUGCUACUUGGAACGAAACUGGAAUUCUGAAGGAAAUAAUGCAACACAAGCUUGUCUUCAUUGAAACACAAGAUGUUGUAGAAACAACAUUGGCACUUGACAAUUAUCGUAAGGCCUGUGAUUGUGGAAGAGGUGCAGUUUUCUUCUCUGUUGCCAGGGGAAAGGUGGCUGAAGGUAUCGAUUUUGAUAGGCAUUAUGGCAGACUGGUGAUUAUGUUUGGUGUUCCUUUUCAAUAUACAUUAAGCAAAAUAUUACUUGCUCGGUUGGAGUACCUGCGUGACACGUUUCAGAUAAAGGAAGGCGAUUUCCUUACAUUUGAUGCCUUGAGGCAAGCGGCUCAAUGUGUUGGGCGAGUUAUUCGGUCCAAGGCUGAUUACGGAAUGAUGAUAUUUGCUGACAAGAGAUAUAGCCGUCAUGAUAAACGCUCCAAAUUACCCGGUUGGAUCCUCUCGCACCUGCGUGAAGCUCACCUGAACCUGAGUACCGACAUGGCUAUCCACAUUGCCAGAGAGUUCUUGCGGAAAAUGGCUCAACCGUACGACAAGGCGGGUGGUAAUACGGGGAGGAAAACCCUUCUCUCGCAAGAAGAUUUGGAGAAGAUUGCUGAGUCUGGUGUUCAAGACAUGGGCUAUUAGAAAGAAGAAGAAAAAAACCCUAAAAAGGAAGAAGAAGA